CGCUGCGCUGCACAGUCGCUCCCCUCUCCCUGCUACUGUCGCGACUGUCGCCCACCGCGCUGAGCACCGCCGGCUUGGGGUCGCCCCCCACCCACCUACCAUGGAUGUGAAAGUCCCGGCUCUGCUGGUCCUCUUGCUGGUGACCCUCUCCCUCUCGGAGGGUAAACCCAUCAGCCUGAGUUACAGAUGCCCCUGCCGAUUCUCCGAGAGCAACGUUGCUAAAGCCAACAUUAAACAACUCAAAAUCCUGAACACUCCUAACUGUGCACUUCAGAUUGUGGCCAGAUUGAAGAACAGCCGACAAGUAUGUAUCGACCCUAAACUAAAGUGGAUUCAGGAAUACCUGGAGAAAGCUUUAAACAAGAGGUUCAAGAUGUAAGAGGCAUCCAUUAUGAGUCGUCUAGAGGAUUUCAUACUAUAAGACCAAAGAGCAGAUGAUGAGUUAGGGAAAGAGUGCAUUUUGUUGUCACCAAGCAGCAUAAGGCAAUGCUAAUCUAUCUGCAUUUUUCAAAGGCUUUUUUUUUUGCACGAAUUGCCUUGCUUUCACAAUACUUUUAUACAGUAAGGUUUUUUGGUUUUUUUUUUUUAAAUGAAGUUUGGUUUAUUGAAUGUCACCGGUGACAGAUAUGAACUUAGACUAAGUCCUUUAUUGUUAUCUAUUAUAGUAUUAUAAUAUUAUUUUCAUGCAAGCCUUAGCUUAUAUUGCACUCAGUUUCUGGGCACACCGAAGAUUGUGAAAGGCUGAGGAGGAGAGGAGUUCAAAUGUAGCAGGACGCACAUUAUUGGAGAGUGGUCCAGGGCUUGAGUUGAAGAGUGCAGAUGAUUAAGAUGAGUGAAGUGGCCAUUUCGGGGGAGAUUUCAUGGGGAGCUCAAGCUAGGAGAUGCAAGUCACUGGGGUUAACCAAUAAUAAGGACACUGAAUUUUCCAGUACCAGGCUAGCUGACCUUUCUCCUUAGCCAAGGACUGAUGGCAGAGCCAAACCUGGGAGACUAUGGUUGCAUCAGGCCUGACUUGGUGCCAAACAGAGAGGUUAGAUAGUGCAGGCUUAGAACCACCACUCCAUGCUAUCAACUCCAUCCCAUCGUUUCCUCUUCAUUUCCAUUUCUCACCCAUCAUCAUCAUCUGCAUCCAAGAAAGUCCCCAUCGAUUGUCCGGGAUAAAGAAGAAACUCGAGCGGGCGCACGUUUGUUUAAAGUGAGCAUUGAGAAACGAGUGGAAAUUACUGGCCCAAACCAGUGUCUUGCAAAAUUUGUGUGUGAACUUGUAGAGUAUGUGUUUUGUGUGAAGUCUUGUCCAAAUGUCCAAACAUCGUUUCUGUGUUUAGAAGGACUUCAAGAUUCCAGAUGCAGCUUUUUGUAUAUUCUAUGGAAUGCAAAGGAUGGUAGUGAGUGAUUUACUCCCGCCUCUUGAAAGUAACACCAACGUGCCUCAACACUGUUAAACUACUACUGUAAUUCCUGUAUUUGGGGGAUGCCUUAUUUUCUACACUCACUUGAGGUGCAAAUGUAUUUUCCUGCCCUGGGUCCAGUACAUCAUGAUUCGGGUCAUAGCAACAGUUGCUUUGGGCGGGGCCAGAUCUGCUCGAUAACCAUAAAACAGAAUUCUCAUCAUUUGGGCUCAGCGGAGACUUUGUCAUGACCGCUUCAAAAUGAAGGUUUAUGGGAAUGGGGAACAGAAAGCUUGGGACUCAACUCCUGUCGUUUGGAGCCUUGGGGAUAGGGGGUUUGGGAUCCCAGCCUUUCCACUUCUUGGAAAAGCAGACUCCUCAGCCCCUGAAGCUGCAUAGAAAGAAGACAACUCUAUUAGAUCAUUUGAAUACCUGUGGUAUUUCUUAAGCACUGUGUGCCAAGCACUGUUCUAAGCAGUAGGCUAGAAACCAUAGGCAUAUUAGAAGGCCCCAGUCAUACCCUGUUUAAGAAAAGGAGUUUCUGGCCCUUGAGUCCUCUGAAACCUGUCAGGUGACUUGGGUCUCUCCACUAAUUUGAGGGAAUUUCUGCAUUUGAGGGAAGUAUUUCCGCAAAUCUCUAAAUCUAAAUUGCCACACCCCAACAUUCAAUCUGAUGCUCGUCUGAGGCAGGAUGAGUGAGCGAUGCACAUGGGAAUUAAAUGCUCAAUUAUAAAAGGUAAUUAUUUCCCUCCUUCCAAGAUGCCAUCAUUUGGAGAGGCACUGAGGAGUAAAUUUUACUGACCCUGCCUACAUUUGCUCAGUCUUAGCUAUUUUGGUCAGACCUAGCUAUUUUCCCUUUUUUAUUUUCCUCUCCCACAAGAAGUGCACAAGACAUGAUAAAAUUGCAAUGAGAAAUUGGUUGAAGGUACAAACUACGCAAAACACAGCCUAUAAUUGCAAAUGGUGAUUUUAAAAAAGUGAUGAGUUUUGGAGAUCUUUUGGAUUUAAAAUUUAUUUCCCCAAAUUUUAGGUGUGAGGAAGUUGAAAUACUGAAAUAUCCUUUGGUUUCACAAAUCUGUUAAGGCACAACCCAAGUCUGAGGGAAGAAAAAUAAGGCAUUGCAAUAUAGAGAGAGCUGCCCAUUUGCAAAUGAACAGCCAGUGCUGGUUCUUCUUUGGGUUCCCCUAUUCAACUUAAAUUAUUCAACCUUCCCUCAUAAUGAAAGGUGUUUGUCCUCCACACAUAUCUAACCUUGCUCUAUAAACCCCCAGGAGUCCCUCACUCACAUCCUUUGCAUCAGAAAUGUUGAAUAAAGAAAAUGAAGUGAUAAUCAACGCUACUUCUUUUAGAAACAAGAUCCCUAUGCAGUAAAAACUUCUUGCACUAUUGAAUUAUGUCCCAUUUUCAAGUCUUGGCAGGCUGAGAGGCUUUGGUAUCGUAAUGCUGAUACACUGAGUGGCAGGGGGUCAGCUUGGAAUAACUAACUGCUGACCAAAGACAAAACCAGGGAAACAGUCGGCGGAACGCAGGGGCAUAGCAACUAACGACACAUUUGAACAGAGAAGGCCAAAAAGCAGUGAGACUGUGCAACCGACACGUUUCCCGAAAUUGUCAAGCGUCCCUGCCAUGGCUCUUGGCAGUUGCAAGCACAACAAAUCCAACAAAAAACCCCGUAUUUGGUUACAUUAUGAAUUUCAUUUGUGGUUGUAGGUUUUUUUAAAAAAAAAGAAACGUUUCCAAGCCAUCUGAAUUUUCAGAUGCUUUGGUUUGAUCACUAAUUGAUAUUUGGGUGCUGUUGCAGUCCUAAGACUCGACACUGCUUUUCCUCUUUGACUGAGGGUCUUACCCUUAUUAUUUCUGGAAUUGUUGUCCUGUAUGACCUAGAAUUGGGGCUCUCUCUCCUUCCGAACUACUCAUCUCUAAAGGUGAGUUUCCAGAGUAGAAGCACUUAGAAAAUCCUCUUUGUCCAAAUUCAAAUUAAUCACUGAAUAAAGGAAAUAAGUACAUAAAUAAAUAAAUAAAUAUAAACUCUUCAAAUCCUGUAAUAUUAGUAGCAGGAGAAUGCACCAAAGGAAGCUUUCACUCAGAAAAUACACCUUCCGCUCUCUCAGUACCUCAUCAUUGAUAACUCAGUGGUUAAAAAAAAAAAAAUGUGAUAAAUACUGUAUUUUGUAUUAUUUUUUUAAAAAAGUGCAUCUCCCAAAUAAUGUGAAAAUGUUUCUGAAGAUGGCAGCUUUAGAAUGAUGUAUACUGUGUGCUUAAAAAUAAAACCCUUUUGAGAAAGAAGCAAUCUUUUUUACAUCUAGCUCAUGUCUUUGAUAGAUGUAUAUGCACUUAUAAUUUUCCUAAUAAAAAUCUGUAUUCCAAAUCCACA
Ornithorhynchus anatinus (platypus) is the source of this 3762-nucleotide messenger RNA. RefSeq names its product C-X-C motif chemokine ligand 12 (gene CXCL12). Gene Ontology annotation, molecular function: chemokine activity; CXCR chemokine receptor binding. The coding region runs from base 101 to 379 and encodes 92 amino acids. The transcript is spliced from 4 exons. NCBI's taxonomy places the organism in Eukaryota, Metazoa, Chordata, Mammalia, Monotremata, Ornithorhynchidae. Gene Ontology annotation, cellular component: extracellular region; external side of plasma membrane. Gene Ontology annotation, biological process: defense response; positive regulation of cell migration; induction of positive chemotaxis. The record is from RefSeq and is a predicted model, not a curated record.